This is a messenger RNA of Rhinichthys klamathensis goyatoka, 885 nucleotides long. RefSeq names its product PTTG1 interacting protein b (gene pttg1ipb). The record is from RefSeq and is a predicted model, not a curated record. Gene Ontology annotation, cellular component: cytoplasm; nucleus. Gene Ontology annotation, biological process: protein import into nucleus. The transcript has 7 exons. NCBI's taxonomy places the organism in Eukaryota, Metazoa, Chordata, Actinopteri, Cypriniformes, Leuciscidae. The coding region runs from base 69 to 581 and encodes 170 amino acids.
AAUCCUUCCUUCCAGAAAACACAUGACCAACCACGGCUGAAACACACAGACCCGCUGCGUUUGCCAACAUGAUCAAAACUCGUACUUUUUUACUGUCUUUUGUUUUCUUUUUCUUCAGUUUUGCUGUUGUUUUUGCUCAGACGACAAGUCCAGUAACAAACUGCACUAUAAAAUCCAACACAACUUGUGAAGAAUGUCUGAAGAUUGUUUCGUGUUUGUGGUGCAUCUCAAGCCAGAAAUGCAUUGACUAUCCAGUGAAGAGCGUUCUACCAUCUCAUAGUGUCUGUCCUCUCUCAGAUGCACGAUGGGGAAUGUGCUGGAUGAAUUUCCAGACUCUCAUCAUUACCAUCUCUGUGAUCGCCGGGGUGAUCCUCGUCGCCAUAUUCGUCUGCUGCUUCUGCUGCUGUAAAUGUGAAAACAUUGGGUCUAAGAGGAAUGAUGAGCGAAUGGAAAGACAAGCUCAUCUGAAAAGUUUUCGCAAAGAGGAGAGGAAAGCAGAGAUGAGGCAGAGACAUGAUGAAAUGCGAUUGAAAUAUGGUUUGACAAAGGAUAACCAGUACUCCAGAUUUGAGAACAGCUAAGAAACUUGUGAUGAUGCUCCGCUGUUGACUUCUCUUAUACCUCACAAAAAUGAACACAUUUCCUUGCAUAUCCAGCACUCCAUUUUUAUUUGAUUGUACUAGUUGCCAGCUGGCCACACAAGCAUACAUUGUUGCCAUUUGCUUGAAAUUUGAUUUAUUCAUACCUGCAUUUUUAACAAAUCUGCACGCAAACCACAAUUUAGACAUUGUAUUUAAAAAAGCUUUGUAAAUGUAGUACCUUGAUGACUUUUUGCAAAUCCAAAUAAGCGACAACAUAAAUUCAGCAAGACGUGUUGAUAAUUGA